ACCUAAAUAACACUCGUAAAUCCUAGAAUCUCAUCCAACGGUAAUAAUACACUGACAUCCACGGUCCACCAUAACAAUAUACACCACACCGUAGUUUAUAACUACCCCUUUCGUCUUCUCCAAUGUUCUGGAGUCAGAAAAAUGACGAAACAAGAUAACGAAGAACAGUCUCGACUUCUCUAUAAAAUACUUUCCACUCAAAAAUAUAUACACAUCUCUAGUAAACAAGUUUACCUAAAGGAGAAAAGAUUGAAGAAUAUGGCAGACAGAGGAAUAUUCGUGUAUCCAUUUAGAAGAUUCCAAGAAUGGUCAAGAUCAACGGCUCUGAUUGAUUGGAUGGAAUCUUCCAACUCUCAUAUCUUCAAGAUCAACGUUCCUGGUUACAACAAGGAAGACAUAAAAGUGCUGAUUGAAGAAGGAAAUGUUUUGAGUAUAAGAGGAGAAGGAAUAAAGGAAGAGAAGAAAGAGAAUUUGGUGUGGCAUGUGGCGGAGAGAGAAGCUUUUUCCGGUGGAGGUGAGUUUUUGCGGCGGAUUGAGUUGCCGGAGAAUGUGAAAGUCGACCAAGUUAAAGCUUACGUGGAGAAUGGUGUUCUUACUGUUGUUGUUCCUAAGGACACGUCAUCGAAAUCGUCUAAAGUUAGGAAUGUUAAUAUUACUAGUAAGCUUUGAUGUCUUAACCGGUUUAAACCGGGUUUUGGUUUUCUUAAGAUGAAUAAAAUUGGACUUACUUCAUAAAUCGAAUAAAGUAUGUAAUAUUUAGGAAUGUUUUAAGAUGAAUAAAAUUUGAAUGUUAAUAUUA
Messenger RNA from Arabidopsis lyrata subsp. lyrata, 799 nucleotides. Its product is annotated as 15.7 kDa heat shock protein, peroxisomal. The record is from RefSeq and is a predicted model, not a curated record. Bases 142 to 669 code for a protein of 175 amino acids. Lineage: Eukaryota; Viridiplantae; Streptophyta; Magnoliopsida; Brassicales; Brassicaceae. The transcript has a single exon. Gene Ontology annotation, biological process: response to salt stress; response to heat; protein complex oligomerization.